AUGGCUACUACAAUCAAUACGACUUCAGAUGAGAUUGCUGGGAUCACAAUUCAGCGUCUCAACCAGGUGAUCGCUAGAGGCAUACCCUCUGAACUAGAGGAGGUAGUCGAUUGCACAAAAACUACUCUUGGAAACAUAUCUCCUCUUCUACAAAGUUUCACGGACAACCCGAACGCCAGUCGCUGUCUUAAGGGUGUCGAAGAUUUAAUGCUGAGCUACAAAGCUGCACAUAUCAUCAUUGGCUUGGUGGGUGAGACGGGUUCUGGCAAGAGCAGUCUCAUCAAUGCGUUAAUCGGUGAAAAGAAGAUUGUUCCCACCAACUGCAUGCGCGCUUGCACUGCAGUCUCGACAGAAAUAUCAUGGAACGAGUCAGAGCUGCCCGAAGAGCGCUAUCAAGCCGAGAUUGAAUUCAUCACACGGGAAGAGUGGCGCGCCGAGCUGGGUCAUCUAUUCAGCGAUCUCUCAGACAGUAACAGUAGCACCUUUACGACUAACAACAAGGAUUCCGAUGCUGGUGUAGCUUGGGCUAAGAUCAAGUCAAUAUAUCCUCUACUGGAACUGGAGGCGCUCACCAAGACUAACGAGAGCUGUCUCGCCCGCGACGCUUCGAUUCGAGGACUGUUGGGCUCCACUGAGAAGAUCUAUGCCCCUUCGGCAGACCUGUUAUAUAAACGGGUUCAUCAGUACAUCGAUAGCAAGGAGAAGAACUCGGACUCUCGAGAAAGCUCUGGUCCUUCGGAGCUUUGGCCGCUUAUUAAAGUGGUAAGAAUAUUUCUGAAGUCUGAGAUUCUGAGGAAUGGUAUAGUUUUGGUUGAUUUGCCUGGAGUUGGAGACUCGAACGCGGCUCGAGCAACCGUUGCUGACAAGUAUCUUGAAAAAUGCAACGGCAUCUGGGUUGUCGCGCCCAUCAUCAGAGCCGUCGACAACAAGGCAGCACAGCAUCUGCUUGGAGAAACUUUCAAGAUGCAGUUGAAGUUUGACGGUGGCUUCUCUAUAGUGUCUUUCGUGUGUUCUCGAACAGAUGAAAUUCUAAUUGAGGAGGCUGUAGAGAGCCUCAAGAACAGAUGCGAGAAUCUUGACAGCGAGUACAGAGAUUUACUAGCGCUCAAGGACAGAGUAGAUGUCGAAGUCCCCGCGAAGAUAGCUGAGAUUGAACAGCUUAGAGAUACAAUAACUAAGGCGUCAAAAGAAGCGUCUUCCCUUAACAAGAAACUUCAAGUUUGGCAGACACUGGCCACCAAGCAGGCGCAGGGGCAUCCGGUAUCUGCCCCGCUGACCGAGGGAAGCAAGCGAAAAUGCACAACUCAAAGUUCGCAAUCUAGCAAAAGACGUCGAUCACAGCAUAUUAUCAUUGAUUUAACCGAUGACGAAGAUGAGGAUGCCAAUGCGUCGGGGAACGGGAGGUCACUGUCUGCUGAGGAGAUUCAAACGAUGCUAUCUCGACUGGCGGUUGAGAAUAUUGGCAUCAAGAAGAACAUCCGAGAACUCAAAGCCCGCAUCAUCACUAUCGACGACGAUGCUCAGGCUUUAGAGGAUAAGUGCAAGGAAUCGGAAAGUAAUCUUCUGUCUCGGUGCAUUACGGAGCGGAACAAGUACUCGCGAACGGAUAUCCAGAAUCACUUCGCUCAAGGUAUCGAACUGCUUGAUCAAGAGACGGCCAUACGAGAAAAUGCCGAAAACUUCGAUCACAACCACCGAAUACGCGAUUAUAAGCAGAUUGCCGAUUCCCUGCCCGUGUUUUGCGUCAGUAGCCGAGCUUACCAGGCGAAAAUGUACCCUACCAAGGCGGAUGCUGAAUUCGCAGGGUUUGUCGAUUUUGACCAGACUGAGAUACCUCAGCUCAAGGCGCACGCACAAAGAAUGACUGAACUUGGCCGGGUCGCUGCUUGCACAAAGUUCCUCAGUAGCUGUCUCCGAGUCUUCCAGAGCUUGAGGGCAUGGCUGGACGUCAAGGAUCUGGACGUCUCGAUCUCUGAAGCUGAAGCCGCAAGGGAAAUACAGAUCGUGAAAGAUUGCAUUCUCGAGCUGGAGAAGACACUUGAUUCUGCCGCCAAAAAGAGUGUUGUUGACUGCCGGGACAUCUUCCGCAAACAGCUUUACAGAGGUUUUGAUAUCGCUGUGAAGAAGGCUUCUCUGUCUGUCUCUGACAUCGCAAGCGGUUGGGGUACACCAAAAGACGAAGGCGGUCUAUACCACUGGGCCACGUACGGGGCCGUCUGUCGUCGCGGCGGCAUAUACGCUCGGAAAGGGCAAGACAAGAUCGAUUUCAACGAAAAUCUGGUGAAACCUUUCAAGGUGUUGAUAGCCGAUGCAUGGGAAGCCACCUUCUCCCGUGACUUACCUCGAAUCCUGAAUGACUUCUAUCUAACGACCAAAAUCGCGAUCGAAGGUUUCCAUGGGAGAAUUCGAUCUGAUGUGCAGCACAAGGGAACAGCCAAUCGCAUCGACAUGCUUCGGCCUCAGCUGAUGAUGCACAUCGAAGCCAUAAAAAGUAGUCAGGCUGAGUUUGGCCAAAAUAUCGACGGUUGGCAGCGAGAGGCUAAUCGCGAACUUACCCCUGGCAUAAAGCAGGCCAUGGCAAAUGCUUGGUCAAGCUGCAAACAGGAGAAGGGUCGAGGAUCUAUCGCGCGCAUGAGAGAUAUCGUUUGCGAGCAGGUGCAACGAAACCAGAAGACCAUGUUUGAAAAGUCUUCAAAGCUGGCCAAGAAGCAUUUGGAUAUAAUGUAA
Molecule: messenger RNA, 2727 nt
Organism: Truncatella angustata
Lineage: Eukaryota; Fungi; Ascomycota; Sordariomycetes; Amphisphaeriales; Sporocadaceae
Exons: 4
Coding region: 1-2727 (908 amino acids)
Source: RefSeq, a predicted model, not a curated record